CGUGUAGUUCAAGUGAGUACCCCCAACACAACAACACAAGACAUUCUUAGUUAAUAACUAUACUAUUUACUUUCUCUCUGAUCUCUCGCUACAUCUGAAAGACUGUUCUUUUUUCUACUCUGGUUUGGUACGAGGAUGUUGUUCUUUAUCAUGUUCUUUUAUCCCACAGUUUUUUUAUGAGAGAUUUAUGAAUGGGGUUUGUUCUCAAAAGAAGGAAGAAGGAAGAAAAAGGAAAUAGAGAGAUCAUGCGAAAGUCUUUCAAGGAUUCCCUCAAAGCUCUUGAAGCUGACAUUCAUUUUGCCAAUACACUAGCUUCUGAUUAUCCAAGUGAUCCAGAUGGUGCCUGCCUUCAAAUGAGAUUGUCCUAUAGCCCAACUGCCCAUUUCUUCCUCUUUUUUGUUCAGUGGACUGACUGUUACCUCGCCGGAGCCUUAGGAUUGCUUAAAAUUUUUAUCUACAAGGCAUAUAAAGAUGGGAAGACAACCAUGUCUAUUCAUGAAAGAAAAGCCAGUUUGAAGGAGUUCUAUGGUGUGGUGUUUCCGUCUUUAUUGCAACUUCAUCAAGGAAUCACUGAUGUUGAUGAUAGGAAACAAAAACAUCUAUGUGCUACUAAGUACAAGCGUAAAGAAUUGGUAAACAGAGGAAAGAGCUCCGAAAUUGAUGCAGAAGAAGAUGAAGAAGAGUGUGAUAUUUGUUGCAUGGAGAUGAACACCAUGGUUGUGUUGCCCAGUUGCAAUCACUCAAUGUGUAUGAAAUGCUACCGAGACUGGCAUGGAAGAUCGGAAUCUUGCCCGUUCUGUCGGGACAGUCUUAAACGAGUAAACUCCGGUGAUCUUUGGAUGUACUUGAGCAGCAAAGAGAUAGAUGAUCUUGCUUCAAUCAACAAGGAGAAUUUGAAAAGACUAUUUAUGUACAUAGAAAAGCUGCCUCUUAUUGCUAGACCCUACAUUCAUGUCAUAUCAUCACAACUUCUUGUUGCUUCAUAGUGGAAGGAACCUCAUUCAAACUUAUUGCUUGUAAAUAAUAUAUGUUACACUGUCAUUGCAUUCCUUUAAUUUUAUUCAUUGAAGCAGUAACAUUGCAUUUUGGUA
Messenger RNA from Lathyrus oleraceus (garden pea), 1091 nucleotides. Its product is annotated as E3 ubiquitin-protein ligase AIRP2. Gene Ontology annotation, biological process: protein ubiquitination. NCBI's taxonomy places the organism in Eukaryota, Viridiplantae, Streptophyta, Magnoliopsida, Fabales, Fabaceae. The transcript is spliced from 6 exons. Gene Ontology annotation, molecular function: ubiquitin protein ligase activity. Gene Ontology annotation, cellular component: cytosol. Bases 192 to 986 code for a protein of 264 amino acids. The record is from RefSeq and is a predicted model, not a curated record.